AAUCAAUCUAAAUGGUUAAUUCUUGGAUAAGUAGCGGUGGCAUAAUCCACGUCGAUAGGGUUGUCGACUCGGAAUCAAAAAAUAUAUACAUGGGAGAUACAGAAUCUUGCAGCAGCGGAAUCUUCAAUUCAGGAUGGAAUCAAUGUCCGAAACAGAAGCACAAGGUUGGAGUCUACAACGAGGUUUUAUGUAGGCUUAAGGAAUUGAAUGUCGCAGAGGCUGUGGUUCCUGGUUUCGAGGACGAGCUUUGGGCGCACUUCUAUCGCCUUCCCACUAGAUAUGCAUUGGACAUGAACGUGGAAAGGGCCCAAGACGUUCUUAUGCAUAAAAGAUUACUGGACAUCGCACGAGCCCCAACUACAGCAACCGGACCUGCCGUACAAGUUCGUCUUGUACAGAUUGGUUCUACUGCUGCUGAUCGUUCUAGUAAAUCAUUUCUUUCACACUCACAAAGUAAAGUUUGUCCUGAAGAUUCCGGUAUUCCGGGCAACAUGAGCUUCCAUCCUCUCCCGGCCUUCGGUUCAUCAGCUAAUGUGGAACUUACUCUUGGCAAGAGGCAAUUACAAGUUCGAGACAGAGAUAACUACUUGAAUUUUUAUGCACAUUAUGCCGGGCCCAUGCAUGAAAUCACAAUUUCAACAAAUGACAAGCCAAAACUUCUUUGCCAGUUGACUUCCUUAUUAUCUGAGACUGGACUGGACAUUCAAGAAGCACAUGCUUUUUCAACAAUAGAUGGCUAUUCAUUGGAUGUUUUUGUUGUUGGUGGUUGGGUAGUAGAGGGGACAGAGAAAUUAAAACAUGAACUAGUUAAGAAAAUUCAAAAGCUCCAGAUAAUCAUUUAUAAGUUAUUUUUCUGGGAGGACAUUUGGAAGCAACUUCAAUUGAAAGAAAAUGGGAGUCUUAUUACUGCAAAGCAAGAGCAAACCAGGAUGAACUUUAUUUGGAGAAUUGGUGCUGGGUGUUUGAGAUAUGAAAAAAUAAUUGCAUCUGGACCUUUCAGUGAUUUGUACAAAGGUACGUUUUGCAAUCAAGAUGUAGCUAUCAAGGUCCUUAAGCACGAGAAUUUUAAUGAAAAUAUACAAAGGGAAUUUGCUCAGGAAGUGUAUAUCUUAAGUAAAAUUCAUCACAAGAAUGUUGUCAAAUUUGUUGGGGCUUGUACAAAACCCCCAAACCUAUACCUUGUAACAGAAUACAUGUCUGGUGGAAGUAUGUUCGACUUUUUGCAUAAACAAAAGACUGUCCUUGAUCUUCCAUCUUUACUCAAAGUAGCCAUUGAUGUUUCUGAAGGAAUGAAAUAUUUACAUCAAAAUGAUAUCAUACAUCGGGACCUCAAAGCAGCUAAUCUUUUGAUAGAUGAGAAUUGGGUAGUUAAGGUUGCCGAUUUUGGUGUAGCUAGAGUUCACAAUCAGUCUGGUAUCAUGACUGCAGAAACUGGAACUUAUCGAUGGAUGGCUCCAGAGGUUAUUGAACAUAAACCAUAUGAUCACAAAGUCGAUGUUUUUAGCUUUGGCAUUGUUCUUUGGGAGCUACUCACAGGAAAGCUUCCUUAUGAACAUUUGUCCCCAAUGCAAGCAGCAAUUGGAGUGAUGCAGAAGGGUUUAAGGCCUAGAAUUCCAAGGCAUACUCAUCCAAAGUUAGUGGAAUUGCUUCAUUGGUGUUGGCACCAAGAUCCAUCUUCAAGACCCAAUUUCUCAGAAAUUUUGGAUUUUUUACUGCAUGUGACCAAGACGAUAUGUCGAGGGGAAUCUGAACAAAUUUUAUGUCACAUUAAAAAGAAAAAUUGAAGUUUCCAGAAUGCUACUUCCUCUUAACAUGUUAUCUAGGCAUCUCUUAACAUGACAAGAGGCUAAGUGCACAGGUAAAUGUAAGAUUUCUGAAUUUAAAAGUUUUUUAUUGGAAUCUUGAACCCCUAAUUUACAAAUAUGAAGUUGUUUUGCCCAUUGUUAGUAAGAUGUAUAUAAACUUGGAUGUGCAGCUAUUUCUCAUUAAAACAAGCAAAAGUGUAAAUGAUAGUAAGAUGAUCCACACGUAAGCGA
Molecule: messenger RNA, 2036 nt
Organism: Cajanus cajan (pigeon pea)
Lineage: Eukaryota; Viridiplantae; Streptophyta; Magnoliopsida; Fabales; Fabaceae
Product: serine/threonine-protein kinase STY46
Biological process (GO): protein phosphorylation
Molecular function (GO): ATP binding; protein serine/threonine kinase activity
Source: RefSeq, a predicted model, not a curated record